This is a messenger RNA of Didymodactylos carnosus, 1165 nucleotides long. Lineage: Eukaryota; Metazoa; Rotifera; Eurotatoria; Philodinida; Philodinidae. The record is from the annotation of a GenBank genome assembly.
CACCGGACAAAGUAGCAAUACAACCGUAACAAAAACACAAACCGUACAACAAUCAGCAUCCGGUGGUAAAACAGCAGAUACAGGCAAGAGCACGGGACAAAGUAGCAAUACAACCGUAACAAAAACAGCAACAGCACAACAAUCAGCAUCCGGUGGUAAAACACUAGAUACAGGCAAGAGCACCGGACAAAGUAGCAAUACAACCGUAACAAAAACACAAACCGUACAACAAUCAGCAUCCGGUGGUAAAACAGCAGAUACAGGCAAGAGCACGGGACAAAGUAGCAAUACAACCGUAACAAAAACACAAACAAUACAACAAUCAGCAUCAGCAGCAUCUAAGGGCGCAACUAAGGUCGUUAAUGAUACAAAAUCAGCUUCCACAACGAAAGUCACCAGUAGUGCAACUAAUAAGACAAGCAAUGUUGACAAAACCUCACAAGGUGGUGGUAAUACAACCGUAACAAAAACACAAACAAUACAACAAUCAGCAUCAGCAGCAUCUAAGGGCGCAACUAAGGUCGUUAAUGAUACAAAAUCAGCUUCCACAACGAAAGUCACCAGUAGUGCAACUAAUAAGACAAGCAAUGUUGACAAAACCUCACAAGGUGGUGGUAAUACAACCGUAACAAAAACACAAACAAUACAACAAUCAGCAUCAGGUAACAUUAACAUUCCGCUACCAUCAGCAGCAAAACCUUCUGCUACGACAGCGAAGAAUGUACAACCCAGCAAACAACCCGUUACAACCGGUCCAAAACAAUCAGCAACCACCAAAAAACCUUCUGCUACGACAGGGAAGAAUGUACAACCCAGCAAACAACCCGUUACAACCGGUCCAAAACAAUCAGCAACCACCAAAAAACCUUCUGCUACGACAGCGAAGAAUGUACAACCCAGCAAACAACCCGUUACAACCGGUCCAAAACAAUCAGCAACCAGCAAAAAACCUUCUGCUACGACAGCGAAGAAUGUACAACCCAACAAACUACCUGUUACAGCCGGUCCAAAACAAUCAGCAACCAGCAAAAAACCUUCUGCUACGACAGCGAAGAAUGUACAACCCAACAAACUACCCGUUACAACCGGUCCGAAAAAAUCAGCAACAGCAGCUACCAAAUCGAAACUGCCACUACAAAAAUCGAAAAGUAAAGUAGCCGCGUAG